UUCAAUCAUUUUCCAAUCACUUCCAGAUCGAGAAAUCGAACACUCCCAAGCCAGAUCUGGAUCUCUAUAUGCUGUGAAUGAAUCCUCAUGUCACCUUCCCCCCCGGCACGUUUUUUUGAGAUUUAAUAUGCAGAUGUCGUUAAAUCUAAGGAAAUCACACUAAAUUUCAAUCACCCAAUCUUGCUUCCAUGUUACCUCAAGGCUUACGGAAUUUGAUAAAAGGCAAACCAGAUCAAAGCGAACAAAUCUUGAACUUCACUAUAUCACAGUAUCUCUUCAUCUCUGCCGCCGCCACCAAUGGCCUCUUCUCGCAUCUCCUCCUCCGACAAGCUCACCAUGAGCAUUGCGAUCGCCACUCUGGAAACCUUUCUCACCAACCUCUCCCGCCACGUCCACCGCGCGUGGGCCUGUCGCCGCCCCUGGACCGAACUCACCGAUCGGACCGGCAUAACCAAGCCCGAAUCGCUCGCCGAAGCCGCCUCCAGAAUCCGGAAGAACUUGUACUACUUCCGCAUCAACUACCUUCUCAUUCUGGCUCUCGUAUUCGCCGUUUCCCUCCUCUCUCAUCCCCUGUCCCUUCUGCUCCUGAUCGCCGUGAUCGGAGCCUGGCUAUUCCUCUACAUUCUCCGGCCCCCAGAUCAGCAGCUCGUGAUCUUCGGCCGGAGGUUCACAGAUUGCGAGGCCCUGAUUGGACUGAGUCUGGUCACCGUCGUCGUGAUUCUGGGGACCAGCGUGGUGUCGCUGCUCCUCUCGGCUUUCGCAUUGGGGAUGGCGCUAGUGUGCGUUCAUGGGGCAUUUCGCUCCCCCGAGGAUCUGUUUCUCGACGAACAGGACACGUGGCCUACUGGACUUUUUCCCUUUGUUCGUAACAACGGGCCUACAUCUUCUCUGGGUAUCCCCGUGGGACCCCCUGCAGUUUGA
This is a messenger RNA of Neltuma alba, 921 nucleotides long. Its product is annotated as PRA1 family protein B2-like. The transcript has a single exon. Bases 298 to 921 code for a protein of 207 amino acids. Gene Ontology annotation, biological process: vesicle-mediated transport. The record is from RefSeq and is a predicted model, not a curated record. Lineage: Eukaryota; Viridiplantae; Streptophyta; Magnoliopsida; Fabales; Fabaceae. Gene Ontology annotation, cellular component: Golgi apparatus; endoplasmic reticulum.